Molecule: messenger RNA, 651 nt
Organism: Acaulospora colombiana
Lineage: Eukaryota; Fungi; Glomeromycota; Glomeromycetes; Diversisporales; Acaulosporaceae
Source: the annotation of a GenBank genome assembly
UAUUGCCAGGGAUUGACCAACGAAAGCAUUCUCAAUUUAAAGAAACCCCAGUUCACGCUCAAGUCUCUCGACAUCGGAUGUUCACCGGCCGCCCUCGUGUCUCAACUAUUGAUAUUUCCGAUCGCAGGCGAAUCUCUGGAGGAGUUGACCUUGGAUCUAAUAACACCGGAGACAAUCAUCACCAUACUAGAUAAUUGUCCCAAACUGAAACGGCUAAAAUUGGCGAAUUAUUUCCUACAACAGCCCACGAAAAUCGGUGAACUAUUAGGAGGACUGAAAUAUUUACGAAAACUUGAGAUAUUUAUUAGUCCCAAGAAUGCGGAUUACGAAAACAUGAUACUGACAUCCGGCGACCUACCGGAAACAUUGGACUGCCUAAUACUGCGGUGCGGAUUCACCACCAUUCAACUGGAUAGCUUGCUCUCGAGACGCGACCUGACAACCCUGAUAAUGGACUACAUGUAUUUCGAUCAUUCGCAUUUCAGGGUUAUCAGGGAGUAUGCGAAGAGGAGCGAUCGAUUAGAGGUGUUGGGCAUAGGUGACGGGGGAGCAAAGGACUCAUUCGCAAAGAGAGAAUGGAAGGAGUUAAAGAAAUUGUGUAAAGAUUAUAGCAUCCGAGCUGUGCCAUUGCGAGAAAUAAAUAGCUGGUGA